ACAUGAACCUUUACAGCCUUCAGGUGUCAUUAAUGACCAGAGGGGCUCAGGGAUAAAGCAAGCAGAGCUUCAGGAAGGUUCUCUUUAGUUUAUCUGCUGAAUGAAAGGAGUUUCAUUGAUGGGUUCAGACGGAGAGUUGAGGAUGAUGCUGUGUGUAUUGUGUGUGCAGUUUGGAGGGAUUUUGAUGAAUGUUGCAAGAGAUGCUGAAGCUCAUCGUGACUUUAAUUCUCUGGUAGAAGAGCAUGUGUCUGAGACAGAACCUCUGAAAUCCACCAGAAAUCGUGCUGUUCCUCUCAGAACAGUUUCCGUGACCUGCAGUGCCUCUGCCAUGGAGGUGCAUGUUAAAGCUGAUCUGUUUAACCUCGGCAGUCCUGUUAAUCCUGAACAUCUGACUAUAGGAGAGCACUGUGGAGUGACCAAGGUCUUGUCUGAAGAGUUCAUCAUCCACACUGCUUUAACUGACUGUGACACACACUACUGGCUGACGGCCAAUACCCUCAUUUACACUAACGUCCUUGUGUAUUCUCCUGUUCCAUCUGUCCAUGGUGUGAUUAGGCAGGAGAAGACUACUGUCCCCGUGGAAUGUGUUUACAGAAGGAGGUUUGGUGUUGACAGUGUCUUGGUUGUCCCCACAUGGCUCCCUCACCUGAGUGCGCACUCUGCUGAACACUCCUUACACUUCACUCUGCAUCUGAUGACCACUGAUUGGCAGGCAGUGCGAGGGGGUGUGUACUACCUGGGGGACCUGAUCAACAUGGAGGUGUCUGUGUUUGCACCUGCGCUGGAGCUGCAAGUGUUUGUUCAAGAUUGUGUUGCUACGGCAACCAGUUAUGUGAAUUCAGUCCCCAGAUACAAGUUUAUACAAAACGGCUGUUUUAUAGACGGACAGCAGACGAGCUCCAAGUCUCACUUUCUUCCCAGAACUCGGUCUGAUAAACUACAUCUUCAGCUCCACAGCUUUAUCUUCAGGCAGGUGUACAGUACUCAGAUCUUUAUUAGCUGCAGCCUGAAGGCUAAUCUCCAGAGUUCCUCUUCCAGCAGAGCAUGUUCCUACAUCCAGGGAAGUUGGAGGUCAGCAGAUGGAGAUCACUCAGUGUGUGAAAGUUGUCACAUGUCUGAUAUCCUUAGACAGCAGCAAAACAAUGUUGAGCGACGACACACACAGGAUGGUUCUGUGCAAAUGAAAUCUGAAGAACCAGUGCAUAGAACCUCUGGAUCCAUGUGGAAGACCUCGAAAGAUGCUGCAACACACGACUCCUCCGUAUUGCAGCAGGAGGUGCGUGUUGGCCCUCUGUCUCUCUCACCCUGGAGCAGUGAGAUGUCACCCCCUACAGUGUUGGAGGAACAUGUCACUGGUGUUCUGAAGCUGUCUCGCACACUACAGGCAAAUACCUCCAAAGCAGGUUUGGAGAAUGAGCUCUUUGAGGAGAAAGCUGUGAGCAGCGUGAACACAGAGAAAGAGUUCUUGGUCGCACCCACUCCUGAGCUCCACCUCAUUAUGACUCCACUGAUGUUUACUACACCAGAAUCCUUCAACACCAUGUUCCAAACAAAUUCAACAGCAGCAGAGAUGUGAUUUCUUUUUGUUCCUGAUGCUAAUGAGAUUCCUGAAGGGGCGGAGUCAUGGAGCACAGUGGGUGUGGCUGAUGUAGGCGGUGUUUGGACAACUCUCCACACCAUGCGAGUUUAGACACAACAGCACUGUGAUGUAACAUACUUUAAAAAUUAAACCUUUCAGACUGAA
Messenger RNA from Silurus meridionalis, 1744 nucleotides. Its product is annotated as zona pellucida sperm-binding protein 3-like. The transcript is spliced from 11 exons. Gene Ontology annotation, cellular component: extracellular matrix. Gene Ontology annotation, molecular function: acrosin binding. Gene Ontology annotation, biological process: egg coat formation; binding of sperm to zona pellucida; positive regulation of acrosome reaction. The record is from RefSeq and is a predicted model, not a curated record. The coding region runs from base 101 to 1576 and encodes 491 amino acids. Lineage: Eukaryota; Metazoa; Chordata; Actinopteri; Siluriformes; Siluridae.